AUGUCAUUACGUGUCAAUGUUGACUCUUUAUUUGAUACGACCCAUACUGUGCCUUUAGUUGGCAGCCAAAGUAACACGUUGGGUUUACCGGUUGGCGAGGAAGAUGAAACUGGGAAUUUGUGCCCAUCUCUCUCCUUUCAGGAGCGGGUGAUUGGCUUCGCUGUGUGCCUUGGCCUUGGAUUUCUCUUUUCGAUCUUUGCAUGGGUCUCUAUCUUUGCGCUUGAUUUCAAUACAUUUGCGGUUAUCAACACUGUGUCCAAUGUUACAUCUAUUGGGAGCACGAUGUUUCUCUGCGGUCCUAUGGCUCAGCUAAAACGGAUGUUUGACUCCAAGCGUCUGAUUGCCACAAUAAUAUAUUUUACAUCCAUGGCGUUGACAUUUAUUGCGGCACUUGUGCUUCGUAUUCCGUGGCUAACGAUCAUCACAGUGCUGGUGCAGUACGUUGCAAUGCUGUGGUACUGUCUUAGUUACAUCCCUUUUGCUCACACAGCCGUGCUGAAAGUUCUGGGCCUCGGGUAG
Molecule: messenger RNA, 519 nt
Organism: Trypanosoma cruzi
Lineage: Eukaryota; Euglenozoa; Kinetoplastea; Trypanosomatida; Trypanosomatidae
Exons: 1
Coding region: 1-519 (172 amino acids)
Biological process (GO): vesicle-mediated transport
Cellular component (GO): membrane
Source: RefSeq, a predicted model, not a curated record